This is a messenger RNA of Silurus meridionalis, 1876 nucleotides long. It is a transcript of the gene thumpd3, whose product is annotated as THUMP domain containing 3. The record is from RefSeq and is a predicted model, not a curated record. The transcript is spliced from 11 exons. Lineage: Eukaryota; Metazoa; Chordata; Actinopteri; Siluriformes; Siluridae. Gene Ontology annotation, biological process: tRNA methylation. Gene Ontology annotation, molecular function: tRNA (guanine) methyltransferase activity; RNA binding. Bases 212 to 1651 code for a protein of 479 amino acids.
GAAAUAAACUGCUCCCACGCUGGACCGUUACGCACAGUAGGGGGCGUCAUGAAACUGACAGGACCCGGAAGUUGAACAAGAAAGCACGUUGUAGCCGUAAGCAGGCUUGCUGUGCUGUUCUCUCUCAUAUGGGGAGAAGUGUCUGACUUGGCGAGUGAAAUCAGACUUGUUCACGCUGAGAUCGGACUCUCUCUAGUCGGCACAGAGAGAAAUGGCUGAAGUGUGUGUCAACAAGGGAAAUGAGGAGCUCCAGCCCUUCACUGUCACUGUAGGAGCUACUGUUCCUACAGGCUUUGAAUACACUGCAGCUGAGGAGGUGCAGGAGAAAAUAGGAGCCAGUGCCAGAGUUAGCAAAGACCGAGGCAGAAUUUAUUUCGAAAUAUCUACGGAUCAUCUGCACAAGGUGCACCAUUUAAAGUCUGUGGACAAUCUGUUUGUCGUGGUUAAACAUUAUGACGAUUAUCAGUUCAAAGAAACAAAGGAAGACGCUUUAUUAGACCUGCAGCAACUCGCUCCUGUGUUACCCUGGAACAAUGCCUUGGAGGUCUGGAAAAUGAACAACUCUCUGAAAAAGAAGAGAACUCGCCGGAGAGGAGCUGGCGCCCCCAAACCCAAGCUUAGUGAUGCAUCUGAACCUGAGAAACCCCAUGCUGAGCCUGAUCCAUCACAACUGAACGAGAAUCCUGGAAACGCCUGUCCCCAGCAGGAGCCCGGUACUGACGGAGAGCAAGAUUGCGAUAUUCAGGAGUCCGAAGUUAAGCCUCUGAAAUUCCGCGUGACUUGUAAUAGAGCCGGAGACAAGCACAGCUUCACUUCGAAUGAUGCAGCACGGGACUUCGGUGGGGCUGUGCAAGAGUUCUUUCAGUGGAAGGCAGACAUGACCAAGUUUGAUGUGGAAGUGCUGUUGAAUAUCCACAACAACGAGAUGGUGGUAGGCAUCGCUCUUACAGAGGAGAGUCUGCACAGAAGAAACAUUACUCACUUUGGCCCCACUACUCUACGCUCCACCCUGGCUUAUGGGAUGUUAAGGCUUUGCAAGCCACAGAUAUCAGAUGUUAUAGUAGACCCCAUGUGUGGCAGUGGAGCCAUACCUUUAGAGGGAGUCAUUGAGUGGUCAAAUUCGUUCUUUCUUUCUGGGGACAACAACGACAUGGCCAUCAGUCGAACAGUUAAUAACAUCAACCACAUCGUGAAGAAAAAACAAGAUGGUGGCAGUAUAUCUCCAGGUUUAUCUAUAGACACUGCACAGUGGAACUUGUGCAAUUUACCAUUGAGGACUAGUUCUGUGGACAGCAUCAUUACUGACAUGCCCUUUGGAAAGAGAAUGGGAUCCAGGAAGAAGAACUGGGAUCUGUAUCCUUCUUGCCUUCGAGAAAUGGCGCGGGUCUGCAGGCCAGGCACAGGACAGGCUGUAUUGCUGACCCAGGACAAAAAAUGCUUUGCUAAGGCUCUAUCACGAAUGGGAGGGCUGUGGAGGAAAUUACACACGGUUUGGGUGAACGUGGGAGGGUUGCAUGCUGGUGUGUUUGUGUUGCGCCGCACGACAGCAGUUUUUGGUACCACUCCAGAAGAUGUCAGAGAUCCUCAUAUGGGAUGUGAAUCACAAGAGGUCAACAUGGAGGAGAAGGUUCACACACCAAGAUCUGAAUGAGUUACUAUUAUAACUAAAGAAAUAUAAUACCUAUAAAAGCUAUACCCCAUCACUUUGUUCAUAUUUAGUUAGUUCCGGUGUUGAAUACAAUGUUCUUUUCACAUAUCAGCAACACUGGACCUCUUGGAAUGCUUUGAUUGUGGAAAUAUACAUUUUUAGAAAUGUACAUGUUGCUGUCAGACUGAAGUUCCGAACAACAAGUUCAAUAAAUGUGAAAAUCAGUUC